AUGGCUCGGAGGAAAAGAAUGUUCUUCAAACGUAACGGGGGACUAUUGUUACAGCAUCAAUUAGAAACGAGAGAAGGCAACAUCGAGAAGACAAAAAUAUUCACGUCAAGAGAGCUUGAAAAAGCCACAGAUAACUUCAGCGACAACAGAAUACUUGGACAGGGAGGUCAAGGCACUGUAUACAAAGGAAUGCUGGUAGAUGGUCGAACCGUUGCUGUCAAGAAAUCAAAAGUUGUAGAUGAAGAUAAACUAGAGGAGUUCAUUAAUGAGGUCGUAAUUCUAACCCAGGUCAACCAUAGACAUGUCGUCAAGCUCAUGGGAUGUUGUCUGGAGACGGAAGUUCCCGUUCUGGUUUAUGAGUUUAUCUCCAAUGGUAAUCUCUUCCAACACAUACAUGAAGAGACUGAUGAUUACACAAUGAUAUGGGGCGUGCGUCUACGCAUUGCGGUUGAUAUCGCAGGAGCUCUUUCGUAUCUUCACUCUGCUGCGAAUUCUCCAAUCUAUCAUAGAGAUGUCAAGUCAACAAACAUAUUACUAGACGAGAAGUAUCGAGCCAAGGUGUCGGAUUUCGGUACUUCAAGAACAGUGACCGUGGAUCAUACUCACUGGACCACACUUAUUUCAGGGACAGUUGGAUAUGUGGAUCCAGAGUACUAUGGAUCUAGUCAGUACACGGAUAAGAGUGAUGUUUAUAGCUUUGGUGUCAUCCUUGUUGAGCUAAUCACAGGGGAGAAGCCUGUAAUAACAGUACCAGGUUCUCAGGAAAUAAGAGGCUUGGCGGAUCAUUUCAGAGCUGCCAUGAAAGAGAAUAAGUUUAUGGAUAUUAUGGAUGCUCGAAUAAAAGAUGCGUGCAAACCAGAACAAGUAAUGGCAGUGGCAAAUCUAGCGAGGAGAUGUUUGAAUUCAAAGGGAAAGAAGCGGCCAUACAUGAGAGAAGUGUUUAUCGAGUUGGAGAAGAUACGUUCAUUUUCAGAGGAUUCACUGGUAAAGAUUGAAAAUGAGGAUGGUGAUGAUGAAGAGGAAGAAGGCAUGGAUAUGAUAGAGAUUGCUGAUUCGUGGACCGUUGGUGUUACUGCUCCAGCCCCUAGCAUUGUCCCUUCCUUGUCAGAUGCUGAACCACUGUUUCCUCGUACUACAUGGUGAAUUGUAGAAAGUGAAGGUAACGCUGAAUAACUUGAUGCCACUUUCGAAGGUUUGGCAUCUGUUGUGCUUUAGCUGUUGUUUGUGGUUUGCCUUUGUUUGUUUUUCUUCUCAUUAAAAACCUGCUCUUGUGUCUUAUUUUGAAAAGACAAUUCAUCUUACAUUGCAAUAUUCGCCACACACUUUGUCAUUCUCUCUGUUACGAUCAAGGUAACGAUUCCCAGAGAACAUGAUAAAACUAGAAUAAAUAUUGUAUUGAUAAAAUAAUACAGGUUACAAAAGAAAGAAAGCAUUGAAUACCCUCUCUCACAUGACAUGGACAUCAUGAUCAAUCUUCUUGAUACCCUUCUCCUUCCUUCCUUUUUUUUUUCUUUUUU
This is a messenger RNA of Eruca vesicaria subsp. sativa (arugula), 1517 nucleotides long. Lineage: Eukaryota; Viridiplantae; Streptophyta; Magnoliopsida; Brassicales; Brassicaceae. The record is from the annotation of a GenBank genome assembly.